Messenger RNA from Hansenula ciferrii, 1251 nucleotides. RefSeq lists its product as uncharacterized. The record is from RefSeq and is a predicted model, not a curated record. The transcript has a single exon. NCBI's taxonomy places the organism in Eukaryota, Fungi, Ascomycota, Saccharomycetes, Phaffomycetales, Wickerhamomycetaceae. The coding region runs from base 1 to 1251 and encodes 416 amino acids.
AUGAUGACACUAAACACAAUCAUUAAUACUGUUAUAACAUUAAUAACAUCAUUUUUACACAAAUGCAUUGAAUCAGUCCAUAUCCUGUAUACUGAACGUGAUGUUUAUGAAGCUUUAUCAAUUUGGUUAGGUUAUCCUAGAGGUUUUGGUAUAUUUUAUAUUCAUCAUUCAUAUUACAACACAGUUUACAGACCUUUUUGGAAAUUGGAUAGAUUAUCAUUUCCAAUAAGGUAUUAUUCAUUUAAUACAUUAAAAGGUCUAUAUGAGUGGAUUGGUAAUUUCAAAUCAAAGGUUAAAUUUUCUUUAGCAAAGACAGAUGAAGAGGCAGGUUUUGAAGAUUUAGAGUUCGAUAAUAUUGAAGAAUCUACAUCAAUUUACAAUGUGAACCCUACUAAUAAUAUUAUACUCCCAAUCGAAAUUUGGGAAUACAUUGCAUAUCAUGGUGAAAUUAAUUAUUCAAUCAUGCUGAGAAUUAACAAGUCUUUUCUCUAUACAUUUGCACCAAAAGUUUUUGAUACAUUAAAAUUGACAAUUGUUUUAAGUACAUUAACCAAGAUGAAACUUAACGAUGAAAGUUUCUUAAAGAAUGGGCCUGAUACUAUCAAGUAUAAAUAUUAUAAUUCAUAUUCAAUUUAUGAAAGAGACCAAGAGAGUAAGAAAUUCGAUUAUGAAUUUUUAGAUACUGCAAUUGAAGAUCAAGAUUAUUUCAAGGGUAUUGGUCCUAAAAAGAUUAAAAGGCCCCAAAACCCUCAUAGAUCAUUCAAUGGAGAAGAGAGAUUCAACCAUCCAUUUGAGAUAAGAAGUUUUAAAAAGAUUCAACUCAUUUUAAAGAAUAUUUUACAAAAUCCAAACUCAAUAAUGAAGAAAUUUAUUAAGGAACUUUUGAUAGACAUUUGUAUGUUCGAUGGGUUUGAUAAACUUAUGACUAUGGAGAAAAGUUCAUUAGUUGAAGGAUCAUCUAGUGAACAUGAAUCAUUGGAAAAGUUGAUUUAUCAAGAAAUAAAACAGCUUAGACGUACUUCAGUUUUGAAAGUUGAUUCAGAUCAAGAUGAAAUCGAACCUAUUGAUGUUGCACCUUUGGAUGAUAAUUUUGAUAGAAUUAGAUGGAAAGAUGAUCUUGAAGAUAAAGAAACAAGGUUUUACAGGUUUUCACACAUACACAUGUCAAAAAUAAAUCUAGUACUGAUUCUAUUAGAGAUGAUCUUCAUCACAUCUUCCCACAGAAUGUCUAUUUCAAAGAGUAAUUGUUGA